Molecule: messenger RNA, 1175 nt
Organism: Rhinopithecus roxellana (golden snub-nosed monkey)
Lineage: Eukaryota; Metazoa; Chordata; Mammalia; Primates; Cercopithecidae
Gene: S100A10
Product: S100 calcium binding protein A10
Exons: 3
Coding region: 638-931 (97 amino acids)
Cellular component (GO): cytoplasm
Molecular function (GO): transmembrane transporter binding
Source: RefSeq, a predicted model, not a curated record
GGGGCGGGGAGCCCGGCUUUUGGGGAGGUGCCGCCCCUCCACGGGUGCAGGCCGCCGAGACCCCCGGACGGACCUCCUAGGGCUAAUCUGAUAGUGCCUCUGAGGUUGAUAGGACUCCACGUGCCACUCCCUCUGCAGGGUCAUCCAGCAAGUAAGUCCUAGACUCACAGAGCCGGUUACCUCUGGUUCUGCGCCAGCGUGCCCCACCCGCAGGACGGCCGGGUUCUUUGAUUUCUACACUUUCUAAAACCAAACCCGAGAGGAAGGGCAGGCACAGGGUGGGGAUGCCCUGAAAUAUUCGAGAGCACGACCGUUCCUACUGAAGAGAAGUUUACAAGAACGCUCUGUCUGGGGCGGGCGAGGCCUCAGCGAGGCUGGUCCGGUAGCGAGGGCAGGGCGUGGGCCGCGCGCCCAGGGUUGGGGGAGUAGGGGGCAGGAAGAGGGGGAGGAGACAGGGCUGGGGAGCGCCCUGCCGAGCGCCCGCCAGGCUCCACCCGCUCCCGCGCCACCUCCCUCUCCCCACCCGCCGCACGUACUAAGGAAGGCGCACAGCCCGCCGCGCUCGCCUCGCCGCCCCGCGUCCAGCUCGCCCAGCGUCCGCCGCGCCUCGGCCAACGCUUCAACAGACCACACCAAAAUGCCGUCUCAAAUGGAGCACGCCAUGGAAACCAUGAUGUUUACAUUUCACAAAUUCGCGGGGGAUAAAGGCUACUUAACAAAGGAGGACCUGAGAGUACUCAUGGAAAAGGAGUUCCCUGGAUUUUUGGAAAAUCAAAAAGACCCUCUGGCCGUGGACAAAAUAAUGAAGGACCUGGACCAGUGCAGAGAUGGCAAAGUGGGCUUCCAGAGCUUCUUUUCCCUAAUUGCGGGCCUCACCAUUGCAUGCAAUGACUAUUUUGUAGUACACAUGAAGCAGAAGGGAAAGAAGUAGGCAGAAACGAGCAAUUCCCUCCUCCCUGAUAAGAGUUGUCCCAAAGGGUCGCUUAAGGAAUCUGCCCCACAGCUUCCCCCAUAGAAGGAUUUCAUGAGCAGAUCAGGACCCUUAGCAAAUGUAAAAAUAAAAUAUAAACUCCCAUUUGACAAGCUGAGAAAGUUAAAUACCAGAUAAGCUUUUGAUUUUUGUAUUGUUUGCAUCCCCUUGCCCUCAAUAAAUAAAGUUCUUUUUUAGUUCCGAA